GUAGCUAGGAAAAUCAAGUCAAAUCAGUCUUUUUACAAAUAAAAUAAAGAAUUCAAUUUUAAUCAUUUUAAUUGUAUGUAACCUACAAACUCAAAUGGAAAAUACAACACAAGCUGCAGGUGUUGGCAUUCGUCGAGAACCUUCUACUGAUCCAGUAAAAGCACAGGGAAUUCUUACAUCAGUUAGUAAAAAAGAGAAACACGCUGCGCGCCUCUGGCAGCAAAGAUGGGGCUUCCACAAACGCGUUCGAGAAAUGCAAGAGGAAGAAGCACUUAAAAUAGGAAUGUCCCUUGAUGAAUACCGAGCAGCAGUUCGUUCAGUUAGCUGCAAGCCUGAGAAAGAGCUUUCCGUCAAUAUUGACCCGUCUCCUACACCACUACCAAUUACAAGCUCUGGUGUUAUUGGUCGACGCGCGCGAUGCUCAUUGGAGAAGUUCGGACCAGUAGUGAAAACAUCCCGCGACUAUCCUAUCCAUCCUCCCCUACCGCCAGGACAAUUAUACAAUCCAUUCAAACAGACGGUCAUGUUCUUGGGGAGUGUGGAUGGUGACCCAAUAUCCUACAAGUUGCCGCCAGCGAGGUGUGACGUCACAGAUAAAAUUUGGGGAUACCCACAACAACAAGAUGUAACAAUAUUCGAUUUUGAUUCGUUGAAGUUAUAAACAUUCUACUGUUGGCCUCCCCGCUUUUGUAGCGGCUCAGGGAUGUUUACGGCGGCGCAGCUAUCUACUUUCAUUCUGUUUGGGAUCCCUGGACGUACACUGCGGACUCCUCCAGAGUCAAAUGAAUUUCAAGUAUGGACUGCAUAACCCAUUGUUGUGCUAUUUCCAGAGAAUAGUGCAGUGAGUGACGUCAUCCCA
This is a messenger RNA of Nymphalis io (European peacock), 859 nucleotides long. RefSeq lists its product as uncharacterized. Lineage: Eukaryota; Metazoa; Arthropoda; Insecta; Lepidoptera; Nymphalidae. The transcript has 5 exons. The record is from RefSeq and is a predicted model, not a curated record. Bases 95 to 661 code for a protein of 188 amino acids.